This is a messenger RNA of Moneuplotes crassus, 1127 nucleotides long. Lineage: Eukaryota; Ciliophora; Spirotrichea; Euplotida; Euplotidae. The record is from the annotation of a GenBank genome assembly.
AUGAAGACAAAUUUGGGGAAAUCCAGUAACAAUACUCAGAAUUCAUUCCAAGGAGAUGUAGAAGACACUUUUAAUGAUAAAGAAAACAAGAAAAAUAUCUGAAAUAUUGCGAGAAGCUUAAUCAAGAACCCCAAAGAGAAAAUCAAAGGACUAAAGACUUUAAAUAGUGAUCAUUUCCUGAAUAAUUUUGAGGAUAUUCGGACUCUUACUCAGGAAGCAUCAAUUCCAAGACCUUUGGAGGAUAAAAUUAGUUCCAAACAUGAAGAAUCAAAGUAUGGCGAUGAGCCAACUACACUUCCUACUGAACUGCUACCUCUGAACCAGAUGAUUCAGAAUACUAAGAUAUCAGAAAUACCAGAAUACAGCAGUACUACUGAUUACAAGAGAAUGUUUUGGGAAGUAUACUCCUCAAACCAACUGAUGCUUCAAGAAUUACAAGAAGAGUUAGGGAAUUAUCAAAAGAUUUUGGCCAACCAUCUUGAUAAUUUAAAGACACCUUCAAACUAUUCUGAGAGCUUCGGUGAAAACAUCGGCAGGAAAUAAGCACAUUCGGAGAACUUCUAAGGAGAUCACUAAGAAUCAAAAUUGCCCAUACCAAGGGUGUGGUAAAGUAUAUGGGUCAGAAGGAUCACUAAACCUGCAUAUGAAGCUCAAACACGGUGGUGGCAACAAGACUGAUAGAGAGAAACUGUCAGUAAGUUUUCAUCAAUUUGUAUUAUCGGCUAAACUUGACAUAGAAAGCUCUUGUUAUUCAAUAUGGCAGCCGAAAGGACCUUCCUUCUGAAAUUACCAUUAAUCUUCCUCCAGGGCUCCUUGAGGACAUUUGCAAAGAGUACAGCAUCAGUUUAACGAAGAACCAGUUGAAUGAGCUUCAAGCACAAGCAGAAAUAGGAUUCAAGGCUUAUUGUGCCAAAUGUGAGAAGGAUGGUUCUCUCGAUCCUUCUACUGGCUUACCCUAUGUCAGCAAAGACUAAUUCAUCAGGUUCUGUGCAUUCCAUUUUCACCCGAAUGGUUAUGCUUUACAUCAGAAUCCUAAAAUUCCCAAUCCCCCUCCAAAAUCCUUCUUCAUCACCCAUUCCUCUCCUUACUUAUCCAUUCACUAUAAUUCAGAAAUUAAUUAGUUUGUU